Hymenoscyphus albidus is the source of this 1167-nucleotide messenger RNA. Lineage: Eukaryota; Fungi; Ascomycota; Leotiomycetes; Helotiales; Helotiaceae. The record is from the annotation of a GenBank genome assembly.
AUGUACAAAUGGUCGUCGUUACAUCGUGCUGUCCAUCGACCACUGGUUCUCCAACACCACCAUCUCCUCACAAAACACAAAACCAACCUUUUCUCUUCAACAACCCAAAACCUUCAAACUCUACCUGACCCUACAUCAAGUUCUAAAAUCUUACCGAGUGAAGAACAAAAAGAGCAAGAGCGUGAAAAUGCCACUCCAACCAGUUCUUUCUCCUGCUGGAUUAAUCGAGCUCGAUCUAAGGCGUCGCGAUGGAAAGAGGUCUUGGUCGGAAAUACUCCACGUACUUCCAUUUCCAGUUCAUUCUCCUCAGCAACCGAAAACCUAGAUGAGAGCCAUUCUAUCCCCACCCAACAACCCGCCUCAGGCGUGGAUUCACCAGAAGAACAACUACUCAUAAGGCGCCCUACUGGUCUACAAGAUGCUUAUAAUCGUAUGUCCCACUAUAUGAAUCGUGAUGAAACGACAAGUAUUCAGGAAAGGAAGAUAAUGGGCGCGUUGAAACACUCGGCAAGCACCUUUGAGAUAUUGAAGGAGAGAAUGGAGAAGAUGGAGGCCACGAUUCAAAGUUUACAAGAAAAACUUUACUCGGAAGUAGAGGAGAGAUUGCGACUGGAAAAGAAUAUGAUCCAGUUCAAGCUUGACAGCAGUAUAAGAUUGAGAAGCUCGCUUCCUCGUCACAUGCCAAAAGAGUAUGUUUCAAACCAUUUGGCUUACGAAGCAAAGACAGACAGGACGUUAGUGAGAGAAGGAAUGGAAUUCGAGGUUCGCAGAUCUGCGUCACGGGGGAGAAGUCAACGAUUAUUUGAAAUGAUGCAAUGCAGGGGAGACAACGGGUCGAGACAAGGAAGUAAAGUCGAGGCUCAGUGGUUGGAAGAGACGCAAGCCUCAAAAUGGACGCAAACCCCCCAAAAGACGCAAACCCCAAGAGAGACGCAUAUCCUAAAAUGGACGCAAGCCCCAAAAUGGACGCCAACCCCCCAAAAGACGCAGACCCCAAGAGAGACGAAAACCUCUACAGAGACGCAAGCCCCGAAAGGGGAUUGGGAAUCGAUCCGAACGGCUUUUCAUCAGUCUCUAGCACAACAACAAGAUCCCAGCUCCAUCAAGAUUAAGAGAGUAGUGUCCCCGCUGAGGGAUUCCCGAAGAUUCCUAGGCCGUUUUUCGUGA